ACAAAUGUGGUCGCUAUCAUUUCUCCACGGUCAAUCGCGUCGCGUUCACGGCAUCCAUGGGAAACCAAGAGCAAUGCCAGAUCAUUACCGCCACCGCAGCUCUGUUUCUGGCGAUCGGUGGCAUUCUUCUGCUCGUCAUUCCCACCGAAGAUAUCAAAGAACCGGCACAGUUCAUGUAUGGAAUAGUCUUGGAUGCGGGGUCCUCCCAUACGGCUAUGUUCAUUUACAAAUGGCCAGCAAAUAAGCAAAACGGUACAGGCAUUGUGAGUCAACACACAGACUGUCAUGUUAAAGGAGGUGGGAUCUCCAGUUAUGCGGGUAUCAGAGGAGGAGCAGCCAAGAGCCUUCAAGAAUGUAUGGAACAAGCUGUUCAGGACAUCCCAAAGUCUAGACACAAACUUACUCCUUUGUAUCUUGGGGCCACAGCGGGCAUGAGACUAUUAAACAUUUCUAAACCCAAAGAGUCGGAUGAGAUUUUAAAAGAAGUGGGAGAUAAAUUGAAGACGUACCCGUUCAGCUUCAAAGGGGCCACAAUUUUAAGUGGACAAGAGGAGGGAGCCUAUGGAUGGGUCACAGUCAACUACCUGCUUGAGAACUAUGUUAAGUAUGGCUUUGUGGGUCACUGGCUGUCCCCAGGCAGACCCACAGUCGGUGCACUAGACUUUGGCGGCGCUUCGACUCAAAUCACCUUUGUGACUAAAGAAACAGUCGAGAACAAGGAUAAUCAGAGGAAUUUGCGGCUGUAUGGGCAGGACUAUAAGAUUUACACUCAGAGCUUUCUGUGCUAUGGGAGAGAUCAGGUCUUACUUAGACUGCUGGCACAUCUGAUUAUGACUCAGAGAUCAGACAGCUCUAUAGUUCACCCCUGCUAUCCUGCAGGUUACACUGACUCCAUAAAGCUGGGCAGUGUGUUUGAUACUCCAUGUGUUAACAGACAAACUCCAUAUAAACCUGAUGCCCACCUGCAGAUAACUGGCACUGGAAACUACAAUCAAUGCUUGGGAAACAUUUCUAAGCUCUUCUCUUUCAACAACUGUUCUUAUUCCAAAUGCUCUUUUGAUGGAGUCUUCCAGCCCAACAUCACAGGAAACUUUAUGGCAUUUUCUGCAUUCUACUACACUCAUUCCUUCCUGCAAGAAACUACAGGCAUCACCAUCACCUCCCCGGCACACUUAGAGAACGUUGCACGUGCCGUCUGCAACAUGAGCUUUCAGGAGAUGAACACUAAGGUUCUGGAUCAGGGAGAGCGCUUGAGGGAUUAUUGUGCAGUCUCCAUCUUUGUUCAGGAGCUCCUGGUAAAAGGAUACGGCUUCGAUGAUGUCUCCUUCCCACACAUCUCUUUCCAGAAAAAGGCAAGAGACACCUCUGUUGGCUGGUCCCUUGGCUACAUGCUAAGUUUAAGCAACCUGCUUCCUGCCGAAGAUAUGUUUCUGAGAAAAGCAUUGCGUUCAGAUGCCUGGAACGCUCUGAUCGCCCUCUUUUCCCUCCUUCUUAUAACAGCUGUAUUUUUUCUGCUGCGUGCUAGCUGUAAGAAAGAAUCUGAUGGUGUCGUUUAAUAAUAAACACCAGGCACUGAAUGAAUUUCUGCUUCCCAUUAUGCACUGAAGAGCUUUUCUGUCCUUGGCAGGGAUAGUUGGCCAACCUCUACUGUUUACAAUACAACGACAACAAUUAUGAUCAAGCAGUAGGUGUAAAUGGAUAAACCAUUUGUAUUACGUUUCUGCAACAUUUCAGCAAUAUAUUCUUCAAUCAUAUUUUAUAUAAAGGAUAAUUUUUUGAAAAAACAACUGUGCCAGUUUUGCUUGGAACAGAAAACAUUUGGCCUGUGAUUUUAUUUGUGCUGUUUUUGUCUGGUACCUUAAGGGUAUUCAUUGUCAAGUUCCGUUCAUAGUACUGAAUGUACCUGUGUCAGGUAAAUUAUGGUAUGGAUCUUUCCCCUAACAAAUCAGAUGGAAUUGUUGUUUUGAUUAAUUUUGCUUGUGUGUAAUUCUAGAUGCUGUAAUAUGAAGUUCAGGACACUGAAAUGUUCAAAUGGAAGGUGUAUGUGAAAACAAAAACAUAUACCCAUUUUUAAACUGUAGCUAGCUUCUGUUUGUGCUUAAUAUGGCAAAGUUUUGUAUUGUUGUUAUUGUCAUGUUUAACUAACUCCUUUUUGAGACAUUGUAUAAAUGUUUUACGUGCACUGAGCAGUCAACACAUAAACAUGCUGUGGCAGAUGAUACUGUAAGUAACAUUUAAUGUGCAUUUUUUCAAAUCAUUCCUACACUUAUGCAAGACACUAUGUUAAUACUCUGUUCCAAAUAAUCCUGGUCUGGCAAAAAAUCUGGUCUGCAAAAAAAUAUAUUUUUCUUGAUAUACUGAUAAGAUGACCAGAAGAUAAAGAUCGCAGUCUUCAAACACAUCCCUCAAAAGAAAACAAUUGCUCAUGAAAGAUCCUUGAGCAAACAUAAUAUCAAAACGUCACUUCUUCAUAACAGUUUGAUCAUAGGUACACAAGGCACUCCAUAUCACAAGAAAGAGAAAAGACUGGCGCCACCUAUUGGUCAAACAAUUCAACGAAAUGUGCAUGUGUGUAGCAGUGGUGUAAUGUAUUGGAGUAAAUGUAAUUAGUUACUGUACUUAAGUAUCUUUUGGGGUACUUUGUAGUUUUACUGAGUAUUAAAGAUAUUAGCAACUUUUACUCUCUAUUUCACUACAUUUUUGAAUAAGUAUUUGUACUCUUUACUCCACUACUUUUGUAAUGACUAAUGCAAUUACACAUUACAUUUUGCAUAGCAACUUUAUCUACAGCAGUUUAUUUCUGCUACAGAAGAAGCAAUAUUGCCAUUUACAGUGCAUUGACGGUACUAUAUCUUGUGCAUUUUUGCCCAUACUGAAACUUGUCAACAUGGCUUCUUUAUGCGAAUGCGGGGGCAUUAUCAGGUAGUUGACAUCGCUGGUGUUUUAUGUGGGAAGAGGACAUGACUGCAGCCGGCGAUAAGGCCAAAACCAGCAUGUCCAGUGCAAAAAGGCUUUGACUUUUGUAAUUUUUACUUAACAUUAUUUUAUUUAUCCGUUUUACUGAAGAGACCUUUUUGAAGGAUAUUGGUUUCAUGAGCAUUUGAGCUUAACUGAGACUUUGGUGUUUGUAAUAGACGUAGGCUAUAUGGUGUUGACCUUGAUUUGUUGCAAUUUUGAGGUGUUCAGUUUGAUGCGAUUGCUCUCCUCACGAAUCAAU
Triplophysa rosa is the source of this 3217-nucleotide messenger RNA. RefSeq names its product ectonucleoside triphosphate diphosphohydrolase 2-like. Gene Ontology annotation, biological process: nucleoside diphosphate catabolic process. Bases 57 to 1556 code for a protein of 499 amino acids. Lineage: Eukaryota; Metazoa; Chordata; Actinopteri; Cypriniformes; Nemacheilidae. The transcript has 9 exons. Gene Ontology annotation, cellular component: plasma membrane. The record is from RefSeq and is a predicted model, not a curated record. Gene Ontology annotation, molecular function: UDP phosphatase activity; GDP phosphatase activity.